AUGAAUCUCCAGGGGUCCCUGGCCUGCCUCCUGCUGGCCCUGUAUCUGGGCAGCGGGAAGGCUGGCCCACUGCAGGGUGGAGUGGAGAGUCUUGGAACAAAUGUUGGAGAAGCCAUUGGACGUGGAGUGGGAGAUGCCAUUAGCCAGGGAGUUGGGCAGGCCAUUGGCAAAGAGACUGGAGGAGCAGCUGGUUCUGGAGUCAGUGGGGCCCUUGGCCAAGGGACCAGGGAAGCAGCUGCCUCUGGAGCCAGGGAAGCCACGGGCCCUGGUCUGGGGGAUGCUUUGAACCAUAGACUCGGGGAGGCAGCCCAUGCUCUUGAGAACACUGGGAGUGAGGCUGGCAGACAGGCUGGGACUAUCAUUCGACAAGGAGCAGAUGCUGUCCACAAUGGCUGGCAGGGGAUGCCUGGCAACAACGGUGCUUGGCCUCCGUCUGAAGGCCAUGGCAUCUUUGGCUCUCAAGGUGGCUUUGGAGGCCACAGCCAGGGCAAUCCUGGAGGUCCAGGGACUCCCUGGGGCCAUGGACACCCUGGAGGCUCAGCAGGCAGCUUUGGAACCCACUCUCAGGGAGGCCCCUGGGAUCAAGCAGGCAAUGGAGGGUCAUCGAACUUUAGAACCAACGCGCAGGGAGCUGUGGCCCAACCUGGUUAUGAUUCAGUGAGAGCCAACAACCAAAAUUCAGGGUGCACCAAUCCUCCACCAACUGGCUCAGGAGGAAGCUCUGGCAACUCUGGGGGAAGCAGCAGCUCACAGUCAGGUGGCAGCAGUAGUGGCGGCAGCAGCAAUGGAGGUGGCGGGAGCAGCAGUGGAGGUGGCAGCAAUGGAGAUGGCGGGAGCAGCCACGGAGGUGGCAGCAGCAACGGAAGCAGUGGCAACGGCGGUGGCAGCACUGGUGACAGCAGCGGUGGCAACAGCGGCAGCAAUUCUUGGUCCAGCUGGGGCUCGAGAGGAGGACAGGGAGGCCCCAGUGGCUCCGGUGACAUCAGGGGAAUAAGCAAAGAAAGCGAUCGUGUCCUUGGAGGCUCCCAAGGCAAUUAUCAGGGGCAGGGGUCCAGUGGGGACAGUAGAAGAGAUGGAACUGUCGGUGGAGUCAAUACUGUGAACUCUCAAGCGUCAUCUGGGGUCUUCAACUUCGACACUUUCUGGAAGAAUUUUAAAUCCAAGCUGGGUUUCAUUAACUGGGAUGCCAUAAACAAGAACCAAGUCCCGCCCCCCAGCACCCGAGCCCUCCUCUACUUCAGACGACUCUGGGAGGAUUUCAAACAUAACACUCCUUUCUUCAACUGGAAAGCAAUUACUGAGGGUGCAGAUGCCUCAUCACUACAGAAGAGGGCAGGUGGUGCCGAUCAGUUUUCUCAGCCUGGCGCAGGGUGGCAAGAGGUGGCAGCUGUAACUUCCAAGAACUACAAUUAUAACCAGCAGGCAUAUCCUACUGCCUACAUUGGGCAGUACUCAGCCAAGACCCCUGCUAAGGGAGGAGUCACGUCUUCAUCCUCUGCUUCCCGGAUGCAACCUGGUCUGCUGCGAUGGUUGAAGUUUUGGUAGAAAACUGCUUCCAGUCACUACUGAGCCCUCAGAAACACCCAUCAUCAUGGAGCCUGAUUAUACUCCUCCCCCCAACCCUCCCAACCUGUGCCAAUCCUGGUCUGGGUGCUGAGACCUCCGGUUUCUAGGUUGAGGACCUGGUUUGUCUGUCCCUUGCUUGCUCCCGCCCUGUGGUGGUGUUCCUGUGACCUCCCGCCUCAUUGGACGAACCAGCCCCUUUCUUUACCUGCUGUGUUUUGUGACCUAAAGUCACUGUGACCGUUUUUCAGGAGGAGUUUCCUACUUUUGAGUUCCCUGUGGAAAUAAAACUUGUGUUUUAUGCA
This is a messenger RNA of Carlito syrichta (Philippine tarsier), 1868 nucleotides long. It is a transcript of the gene DMKN, whose product is annotated as dermokine. The record is from RefSeq and is a predicted model, not a curated record. The transcript is spliced from 19 exons. NCBI's taxonomy places the organism in Eukaryota, Metazoa, Chordata, Mammalia, Primates, Tarsiidae. Gene Ontology annotation, biological process: cornified envelope assembly. The coding region runs from base 1 to 1545 and encodes 514 amino acids.